Trifolium pratense (red clover) is the source of this 1674-nucleotide messenger RNA. RefSeq names its product transcription factor Pur-alpha 1. Gene Ontology annotation, molecular function: RNA polymerase II transcription regulatory region sequence-specific DNA binding; DNA-binding transcription factor activity, RNA polymerase II-specific; purine-rich negative regulatory element binding. The transcript has 5 exons. Lineage: Eukaryota; Viridiplantae; Streptophyta; Magnoliopsida; Fabales; Fabaceae. The record is from RefSeq and is a predicted model, not a curated record. Gene Ontology annotation, biological process: regulation of transcription by RNA polymerase II. Bases 416 to 1282 code for a protein of 288 amino acids. Gene Ontology annotation, cellular component: nucleus.
GUCACUCAAUUUGAGACGGCCGGAGAAAGAGAUUAGUAGGUCCGGAUGACUACAAAAGAUACUCAUGCAACAAUGAUAGCAAUUGAGAGCAGUGAUUUGAACGGCGCUAAAUGAGUAAAUUACCGAUUCCCACAAGAAAUUGACUUGGAGAGAGGUGAAAUGAAAAAAAAAUCCACUUACUCACUCACAUAACACUGAGCUGAUAUGGAUCUGCAAAUAGCCUCGUAGACAUCACAUCGGGAAUUACGUCCUUGUAGUUGUUGUUGUUGUAGCUCCACUUCACACUCCACUCUAACAUGCUCUCUACUAAUUUCCAACUCCAACUCUCACUAUUCUAAGUAGUUGGUGGAGUUUCUCAACCCUAACAUAACCACAAUUCCAACUCAGAUCUGAUCCUAAUUUAUCAAUUAGAUAGAUGGAGGGGAACUCCGGAGGGGGUGGUGGUAGUAGUGGUGGCGGUGGUGCUGACGUGGAGCUUCUUUGCAAGACGUUACAAGUUGAACACAAGCUAUUUUACUUCGAUCUGAAAGAAAAUCCUCGUGGUCGUUACCUUAAGAUUUCUGAGAAAACCUCUGCUACUAGGUCCACCAUAAUCGUUCCCUUUUCCGGCAUUUCUUGGUUCCUCGAUCUCUUCAAUUAUUACGUCAAUUCCGAUGAACAAGAACUUUUCAGCAAGGAAUUGCAGCUCGAUACAAAGGUUUUCUACUUCGACAUUGGAGAAAAUAGAAGAGGCCGUUUCUUAAAGGUGUCUGAAGCUUCUGUCAGCAGAAACCGUAGCACUAUAAUUGUUCCUGCAGGAAGUGGCAGGGAUGAAGGGUGGGCAGCAUUCAGGAACAUUUUGGCAGAGAUUAAUGAAGCCUCGAGGCUUUUCCUUCUGCCCAAUCAGCAAAAUUCUGAAUCCUCAGAGCGACUGGUUGGACUUUCGGAUGAUGUUGGUGCUGGUUUCAUAUCGGGUCAUAGUACUCAACCUGCCCCCUCUUCUGAACUGAAUGUCGACAGGUCCGUUGAUUUGCCAGCUCAGGAUGAAAUUGGGAACUCGGGGGUCUCAAAAGUGAUCAGGGCUGAUCAAAAAAGAUUUUUCUUUGAUCUUGGAAACAACAAUAGGGGUCAUUAUCUAAGAAUAUCUGAGGUUGCAGGUUCUGAUAGAUCCUCCAUCAUUCUUCCAUUGUCAGGGCUCAAGCAGUUUCAUGAGAUUGUUGGUCACUUUGUGGAAAUCACCAAGGACCGUAUUGAGGGUAUGUCAGUUGCUAAUGUCCGUACAAUUGAUCCCCCUCAAAGAUGAAUGCUAACAUGGGGAUUAUGGUGACAAUAAGUAGUCCCCCUUUGCCAAGGUUUCAUCAUGGAUAUGAAUGGGUGUUGUCUUUGAAUUUGAUUUGUGCUAUUUUAUUUAUCCGCAGCCUCUUCCUUUUUCUAAUAUAUAUAUUGUUCUACAAUUAAGGCUUUUGAAAUAAAUCAAACACUUGUUUGUCAGCAGAAUAAUGGGAAUAUCUCUACAAGGUUAGUAAUUUGAAUAGGUAAUAAGGGAAGAAAAUGGACCAGAGACUUGUACUUGAUUGGAUAGUUUGGCAACGGGACUAUACUUUGUACUAAUGAUUGUUUAUUUUGCUUUCCUGCACAUAUUUCACAUGGAUUAAAUUUUCAUACAGGCUAAGGUAUCAACACCUAUUCAGAUCA